Molecule: messenger RNA, 1311 nt
Organism: Rhinolophus ferrumequinum (greater horseshoe bat)
Lineage: Eukaryota; Metazoa; Chordata; Mammalia; Chiroptera; Rhinolophidae
Gene: PCGF1
Product: polycomb group ring finger 1
Exons: 8
Coding region: 333-1211 (292 amino acids)
Biological process (GO): negative regulation of transcription by RNA polymerase II
Cellular component (GO): PRC1 complex
Molecular function (GO): promoter-specific chromatin binding
Source: RefSeq, a predicted model, not a curated record
CGGGCGAAGACCCUCCGGGUCUUUGGCAGUAGGAGGGGGAAGUCUUUUGCAGGCUCCAAAAGUUAGUCCCGAGACACGGUAGGGUCUAUUGUGAUGAUUACUACAGGAAGUCAAAGAGAUAGGACCCCUCCCCACGGCCCCCCACUCCCUAAUUAAGGAUUGAGGAGGGGGAGGGGCCAGUGGGGCUCAGGUGAGCACACGGGGAGAAAGGGACAUGGGCGGGGCCUUACAGAGGGUCAGCGAAUCCGAAAAGACCUGAGCCCUCGUUGCUGGGCGACAAGUCCCGCCCCGCAGGCGGCACCGGAAGUGGCAGGCUGGGAUCAGCCUUUAAGAUGGCGUCUCCUCAGGGGGGCCAGAUUGCGAUCGCGAUGAGGCUUCGGAACCAGCUCCAGUCAGUAUACAAGAUGGAUCCGCUACGGAACGAGGAGGAGGUCCGAGUAAAGAUCAAAGAUCUAAAUGAGCACAUCGUCUGCUGCCUGUGCGCUGGCUACUUCGUGGAUGCUACCACCAUCACAGAGUGUCUUCAUACUUUCUGCAAGAGUUGUAUUGUGAAGUACCUCCAAACCAGCAAGUAUUGCCCCAUGUGCAACAUCAAGAUCCAUGAGACACAGCCACUGCUCAACCUCAAACUGGACCGGGUCAUGCAGGACAUCGUAUACAAGCUAGUGCCUGGCUUGCAAGACAGUGAAGAGAAGCGGAUUCGAGAAUUCUACCAGUCCCGAGGGUUGGACCGAGUCACCCAGCCUAGUGGGGAAGAGCCAGCCCUGAGCAACCUCGGCCUUCCCUUCAGCAGCUUUGACCACUCUAAAGCCCAUUACUAUCGAUAUGAUGAGCAGCUGAGCCUAUGCCUAGAGCGGCUGAGUUCUGGCAAAGACAAGAGUAAAAGCAUCCUGCAGGUGAGCGAGGAUGAGGGGAGAGCCUCUCUAAGGAUACUUACCUCCGCAGGGCACUUCCCUCACACACUUUGUUCUCUUUCCUCCCCUCUCUACCCCCAGAACAAAUAUGUCCGAUGUUCUGUUAGAGCUGAGGUUCGCCAUCUCCGGAGGGUCUUAUGUCAUCGUUUGAUGCUAAAUCCCCAGCAUGUACAACUCCUUUUUGACAACGAAGUUCUCCCUGAUCAUAUGACCAUGAAGCAGAUAUGGCUGUCCCGCUGGUUCGGCAAGCCAUCCCCUUUGCUUUUACAAUACAGUGUGAAAGAGAAGAGGAGGUAGGGGCCAAGUCCCUGCCCCAUCCCUCUCCCCUUCCCUCCCCAGAUAUUUAUGUGAAAUUAACUGCAGCUUUAUUUUUUGAAAUAAAACCUUUUAAAAAGCA